Messenger RNA from Pichia membranifaciens NRRL Y-2026, 3069 nucleotides. RefSeq lists its product as hypothetical. Gene Ontology annotation, biological process: piecemeal microautophagy of the nucleus; autophagosome assembly; mitophagy. The record is from RefSeq and is a predicted model, not a curated record. NCBI's taxonomy places the organism in Eukaryota, Fungi, Ascomycota, Pichiomycetes, Pichiales, Pichiaceae. Gene Ontology annotation, cellular component: phagophore assembly site; cytosol; extrinsic component of membrane. Bases 1 to 3069 code for a protein of 1022 amino acids. The transcript has a single exon.
AUGUCUUUGUCCGUUGGCGUCAAAUCAAGGUGGCUCACAGACAAGGAGACAGACAAUCUAGCUCAGAUAAUACACAACUUCUUUGUAAAGUCGGCCAACAUUGUGGUUAAUUUCAGAACUAGGCGACAACAUCAUAUACAACAGAAGGCGCCAGAGAACCAUUUGAUUGAGGACAAUGGAAAAUACCUCGCAGAGUUGGGUGGCAACUCAUCGUACAGUAAUCAUCUCCGUGAGUCAUCAACCUCCAAAGAUACCCCAGAAGAAAGGAAAACAAUACCUCAACAACGACCAGACAUAUGGUUUAACCUUAAGACAUCAAACAGCUAUAUAUCGAAGAACGAAAUACUUCCAUGGAACAACAAGGACGUGACAAUGCUACCCCCGAUGAUAGUGGAAACGGUUCUCGACUUGUCUACGUUGAGUGAGCAUCAAAAGUUAUUUGUAGACAACGAUAUGAUUAACACAAAGAAGAAAUCGGAGAUUGUGUUAGAGAGGUGGUUGAUUAAACUAGAUCUAGAAAAUUACGACAAUGAUCCGAUUGAUUUGCCUAUAAUUUACAAAAAGACAAUAGUCAUGUUUAGAUGCUUGUACACGCUAACUAGAUUACUUCCAGCAUCCAAAUUGAUAGAUGACAAUUCUGACAAGCAACAAAGCAAAAAGCUUUUCAAUUUGAAAGUUAAAACAAAAAUACUUAAUGGCUCCAAAGCGUUAACUUCAAAGGGAAGGUUCGGAUUGAGUCGUCCGUUAGUGCCCGACAAGCCUGACAUGGACGUGGUUGAGUCAAAAGAUUUGCUACCAGUAUUAACACCGAUAGGCUCACUAUGUUUAUCAGUGUCUUACAGAAAGAACUGUAAUCUCUAUAUACAAGAUUCCAGGGAUAAGUAUGAGAUCUUCAAACCUGAGAAUGCCGAAGACGAAGUAUAUCAAGCCAAUUUUUCUCGUUCAAACACCAUAAACACAGAUAUGAAUAGAACAGCUAAUACGUCGGCAAAAGAUAAUUCAGCUACGACAAAUGUUAACAUAGAUUACCCAAGUACAUCCCCAAUAGGGAAUAUGAAAUUUCGUGCUUCCAGCACGUCUAUAAAUAGCCAAUCAUCGAGGAGAAGAAUGUCGACAAGGUCGGUUUCAAUUUUCAAGACAGGUUCGAUGGCUUCGUCAUCACCUCCGAAUACCAAUUUAUUACACAAUAACAGCGUCUCACCGAAUCAAGUGAUGACCUCUUCAUUUGCGAACUCUAAUCCAAUUCCGGUGAAAAGGGUAGAUUCCACAUCUAGUGUUCACUUCUACAAUAACAGCGCCGAUAGAAAUGAAAAUAACACAAAUCCUAACGUUGCUUUAAUCACUUCAACUUCAAGCAAAUUUCCAUCCUCUUUUGGCUCAAAAUUUAGGAGUGGCUCAAGUCGGAAUAACAGUUUGGAGGGCCAUCUUAUGCUCGGAAACAAUAAUUUCACACCAUCGUCUAAUCCCAUUUUGCAAAACUUCAAAUCCAAAAAUAAAUUCUUUACUUCUUCCUUUUCUGAUAUGGACCCGAACAAUUCUCUAUAUCUAGAUGACGAUUUGAACAAUUUUAUGAAAUUGUUAGACUCUAAACCAGAUUUAAGAAUCUCAAAUAACUCGUCGGUUAUAUUUGAAGAUAGCUUGAGUAAUUUUAAAAGUUUGAGGAAGCACAAUGAUCUAUUUAGUGACUCCCCACUGAAGGAAAGCAUAGCAUUCUCGAGGUCAGCAUCUUCAUCACCUUCAAAACCGCCUCCACUGAUCACUUACACUGACCGUACCACCUUGGAUUCUACAGUUAAAUUACUAAUGGAUAAUAAACAAAAUUUUGAGUCUGAUAACAACAGCAAUAGCUACAUUUCAUCAGCACCAAUCAAUUUUUCAAGAAAUCAUACUAGCUUUGCUCAGUCGAAUACUAAUGUUCCAAAUUCGAGUAACAAUAUUACAUUUGGCUCGCUAGAUAGAAAUAUUGGAUACGAGAAUACAUUCAGUAGAGCCCGAGCAGGAAGUAAAGGUAGUAGAGAUAGUAGAGACAGCCAUGGCAGUAGAGGGAGCAGAGGAAGCACAGGAAUUCUGCAUGGUCCAUUGAUUACGUCUUCUUCCUAUUCUCCGCAUUCUCCUUUGGGAACAUCAGGCCAAGUUGCAACUCACUCUAUUCACUCCAUUUUGAAGGCUAGUGCUACCUCUGGCACAUCUGGUGCUAUAGCAACUGGUAUCAAUACUGCAAUGGAAACAAACAAUGAUCCCAGCAAGCAACUUACCGACUCAUCUUAUGACCGUAAUGGUGUCAAUAGAGAGAAAAUGGAAAGAAUCAGUCCGUCACCCACUUCUUCAUUACCUCGGAACUUGACCAUGAACCGUGCUGGGUCCACAGGAGGGAGGGCUCAUUCACUAUUAAGAAGCCUGAGUGUAAGUUCAGGAGUGAAUUCGGGUCCGAUAACUGGCUCUUAUUAUGCUUAUCAACCUAGAUCAAGAACUGGCUCCAGUGGAUCCGUCACCGGUAGUCACUUAAGGAACGUCUUACAUAGCAGUUUGAGGAAUGAAGGUUACAAGAGCAGACAGUCCAACAAAAAUGGCAACAUAACACCAGAGCAACUGAAAGAUAUGUCGUAUGGACAGCGGGUAUUUGAAAGUGAAGACGAAGCUGAUGAUAAUGAAGAAGCUGAUAACGAAGACAAUUUGAAAAGCAAAAGCUCCUCUGAAAUUGGUGAAAUUGGUGAGCGGGAUUCAGAAUUUGCUCUGCAUUCCAGUAAUGAAUUGAAAGCCGUCGAAAAAGCCGACAACAAUGAUAAUAGUGCAAACAAUAGAGUAACUAAUAACGCAAGCGAGGCAACAACUAUGCAACGAGGAAGCCGAGGUUCUUUGAAUAACAUCCUCACUAACAUGAAAAAUAUGCAACGCAGACAGAGCAGUGGCCGAAACUACAAUCAUUUACGCCUUAGUGGUGGGGCUGGUCCUGUUACUCUCCAUCCAGACGAUGUCGGAUACGAACGUGGAGAAGAGGAUGACGAAGACGACGAAGAUGAAGACGACGACCUGUUGUUUGAAAUGAGCGAUAUGACAGCAAUUAAAUAG